CACAAUGUUUACAUAUUUUUGUUACACUUCGCGCCAAAUUCACGAACACGUUGGUCUGCUUAGCCGCGGGAGGAAGAUACUCAGGUCUCUCAAUUUUUUUAAGUGUUUUAGCGUUUCAUUCGUUGUAUCUGACUUCGCGUGAGGCCAUAUUAGUGCUUAAAGAUGUAUGUCAAAGUACGAACAAUGGAUGGUAGCCUGACGGCUGUGGUGACCAUAUCUAAACUGACCAGCGUCCAGGACUUCAGGGUGAUGGUGGAGGAGAAGCUCAAGGUAGCGACUGACAGGCAACGGUUAUUUUAUCGUGGCAAACAGAUGGAAGAUGGAUACAACUUGUUUGACUACAACAUCAACAUUAAUGAUGUAAUCCAGCUGAUGGUUAAACCAAUCUUGACAGAAACUAAUACAAAUACUCCCAGUAAGCCUCAAAGUAUGAAAAAGGAGACCAACUCUACUACAGAUAAAGAAAAUGUACAGAAUAAUGAGAGGAAGAAGGAUAGUAUCAGUGAAAGCAAAAGUGAAUAUAAGAGUUGGAGAUCUGGUAGAUGUCAAGUUUCUCUCUGAUGGAACAUGGUGGGAAGGAAAAAUUGUGAAGAUAACAUCUGCCCCAGA
This is a messenger RNA of Cherax quadricarinatus, 609 nucleotides long. The record is from RefSeq and is a predicted model, not a curated record. Lineage: Eukaryota; Metazoa; Arthropoda; Malacostraca; Decapoda; Parastacidae.